Molecule: messenger RNA, 5586 nt
Organism: Osmia bicornis bicornis
Lineage: Eukaryota; Metazoa; Arthropoda; Insecta; Hymenoptera; Megachilidae
Gene: Flo2
Product: flotillin-2
Exons: 8
Coding region: 229-1503 (424 amino acids)
Biological process (GO): regulation of myoblast differentiation; protein localization to plasma membrane
Cellular component (GO): plasma membrane
Source: RefSeq, a predicted model, not a curated record
CUACAAAUAAUUUUGGGUAGUGGCUUUGAGUGACAUCGUAACCUUACGACGCGCGACGAACACGGGUUAUUGCAUGUAAUUAAUGAUUUACCGGGGUUUUUAAAAUAAUCCGUAUAUAUUAUCACUGCCGAUUUCUUGUACAGAUUAGUGUGUUAAUGAUAAAACCGUGUUAGUGUGGAUUGUUUGUGCCGGUUUGUUGUUGCAUCGUCGUCGAGAUAAAGCUUGACAAUGGGAAACGUUCACACUUGUGGUCCAAAUGAAGCUCUCGUCGUAUCAGGAGGAUGUUGCGGGUCCAUGAAGAAGAGAACCAUCGUGGGUGGUUACGCGUUCACUUGGUGGUUCGUCACAGAUGUCCAACGAUUGUCCCUCGAGGUUAUGACCCUGAAUCCCGUCUGCGAGAGCGUGGAAACCGCCCAAGGUGUGCCAUUAACUGUUACCGGGGUGGCACAAUGCAAGAUUAUGAAGGCUGACGAACUUCUGCACACUGCCAGUGAACAAUUCCUGGGUAAAAGCGUUCAUGAAAUUAAAUCCACGAUCCUGUCCACCCUCGAGGGUCAUCUACGUGCAAUAUUGGGAACACUCUCGGUGGAGGAAGUGUACAAGGAUCGGGAUCAAUUCGCGACGCUCGUAAGGGAGGUCGCAGCCCCGGAUGUCGGUCGGAUGGGCAUCGAGAUCCUGUCGUUCACGAUAAAAGACGUCUACGACGACGUUCAAUACUUGGCGUCGCUCGGCAAGGCUCAAACUGCGGCAGUAAAACGAGACGCCGACGUUGGCGUCGCCGAGGCGAACCGCGACGCCGGAAUCCGGGAAGCAGAAUGCGAGAAGGCAGCGAUGGAUAUAAAAUACAACACCGACACAAAAAUCGAAGACAAUGCCAGACUCUUCCAACUGCAGAAGGCAAACUUUGACCAAGAAGUGAACACAGCUAAAGCGGAAGCGCAGCUGGCCUACGAGCUUCAAGCAGCGAAAAUCAGGCAACGAAUACGAAACGAGGAGAUCCAGAUCGAGGUAGUUGAAAGGCGUAAACAGAUCGAGGUCGAGGAGCAGGAAGUUCGUCGAAAGGAACACGAGCUUCAGAGUACGGUGCGACUUCCGGCUGAAGCUGAACAUUACAAAAUGGGAAAAGUGGCUGAAGGAAAAAGAACGCAGACCGUGGACGCGGCCAAAGCUGAAGCUGAGAGGAUUCGAUUGAUCGGAGAAGCCGAGGCUCAAGCUCUAGAGGCGGUUGGAGUAAUGGAAGCUGAACGUAUGCGGAUGAAAGCUGCCGUGUACAAGAAAUACGGCGAGGCUGCUAUUCUGAACAUCGCUUUAACCGCUCUGCCAAAGAUUGCCGCGGAGGUAGCAGCACCAUUAGCGAGAACGGAAGAGAUCGUUCUUUUGGGUGGAAACGACGCGACCAGUGGAGAAAUAACACGCCUUGUGGGGCAAGUACCUCCAGCUGUUCAAGCACUGACCGGUGUAGAUCUUUCAAAAGUGUUAGGAAAGAUACCAGGCGCGAAGUAAUGGUGGACGAAUCAAGAGAGAAGAACGGCGACCAGGCGAUCGGACAUUCGGAAUCGGCUGUAGAAAAGAACAAACUCUAUACUGCCAAAUAUUUCCCCGCUACUCUAAUCAUCCUCCGGUGACACUCCACUUUUUUCUCUUUCCCGAAUUAUUCUACCUCAAACGUAGAUGAAGCGACGCUCAACAAAAACGUUCAUGCCACCGCGGCAACGGCGUCGAAUUGAAAAUCGAUCGAGUUCAAACUCUGGUUCCAUUUACGAUACGACGUUCAUCUAGACGAUUACACAGAACGCACAUCGACGAUUUCAGCUUCACCAUUGAUCGUUCGUGCACGUUUCUCUUAAAGAAAUCUCGGGUGCACCGAGUCGACCCGAUCUCUCUGGGUGACUCUUCUCAAAGAUCUCGUCAAACGUUUCCUCGUCGAUCGAUCUUUAAACGACGCAAUCCAGAACGCAUUCGAAAGGAAGAUGAAAUGCGGUAGAUGAAUGAGGAAGGCAAAGCGAAUCGGCACAAACAGCGACAGAAAUAAAAAAAAAAAUUUCAAGAUUCACCGCUGGUUGACGCGUGUAUCAUUCGACCAAACGGGAAUCCAGUUACCUAGUGAAUGUACGCCGUUACAUUUGCGAGUCUAUUGUGAUUGAAAACUCUCGAUCAUUGUGUUCAACAUAAGUAAGUAACUUAACGAAAGGGAGAGGAGAGAUGGUGAACGUUCGUGCGGAGUUAGCGACGUGGAAGUCAACUGUCCGUAGUUGGUUGUACAUACUCAUAGUAUCGUGUGUAUAAUAGCAGCUGAGGUUUCUAACUUGCUUAGAAUGAGACGCGUCGAACGAGAUAAAAGAGCGUUAUAUUCUUAUUUAUAAGAAAUUACAAAUGGAUUGUACACUAUUUUUAGAGCACCGUACAUGUAUAUGUUCCCUACAGGAGGAACUGAAUAUUUAGAUAUUUGAAGAAUAAAUACUUUGUGAUACAUUUGAAACCCGUUAAAGGAUGCUGAAAUAUAUUUCAGAAUUGUGUGUCAUUUAAUCAUUAUUUCCAAUUGUACAAUGCACUUUUUGAAUUUGUUAAGUCUUCCAGUUGAUCACUGAAAUGAUUCCGUAUUAAGUUCUCGCAAAGUAUUUAUUUUUCAAAUUUAUGUUUCUGAGGGAAAGGAAUUAUAAAUUUCAUUAAGACCACUAGGUUCCUCAGUGUUUCAAAAGUUAAAAUUCUACACUGGAUAGUAAAACAGAAUAACAAUGAAUGAUAGAAGAUGCAAAUAAGCGCUCGAGUAUCCUCGUUCGUCGCGAUCGCACUCGAAAUUCUCUCGGUUGACCACGCAUCGGAAUCAAUCCUAUUCCUUUCUAUCUAUCAAUUAUACUCCAUAAUGAAGAAAAAGUGCCAACUUGUACAUACAGUAUCGUCACACCGCCGUAUAGUAGGACAAAUUAUAUUUUCUAUUGAUUAACGAGCAUCCCUGCUGUGUUGCAUCUUUUUAUUCGGUUCGCAAUAGCUCUCCCCCUCAAGCAACCCUUCAGACCCGUACUAUUUUGUUCGAAAAAUACUCAAAUUGGACAAUUCCACCGCGCAAAAUCUCGAGAUCAGGGUUACAACCGUAACUAAUAAUCACAUAAUAUCGGGCGUCGCCGAGUACAAAUUCCAUUGCCCUGUCCCGAUGUGUAUUUGGUACUCGCUGAAGAUAACUAGACUGGUUUGAAGACGUUUCAAUGUUUCUGUCGUUUUUUUAUUUCAAUUUUUCAAGCUUUAAUUAGUGUCAUUUAAGACUUUUAGAUUCCUAAUUAAUUGAGAUUUGCACGAUGAGCUUUGAAACAAUUUUACAAAUCAGAGUUUAUGCAAUAUACAUGGAUUGUGUUACUUUUAAAUGUAUGCUUUACACUUUGUAAAAAUAAUAAUUAUGAGCAUUUUGUGUCUACGUUAAUUGUAUAUAUAUUGGUAUUCGAAUACUUUUGUGUGUACUAAAUAUUAAGUGAAAAUUGAUCAGUAAUUGUAAAUACAGCAUAGAAAAAUUUAUUUUAAUUUUACCAGAUGUUUUAUUUAUUUUUUUAUCUAUUUAUUUAUUUAUGCAUUCGAUUGCUAGUUUAUCUUUCUCAGGGUAAUUUAUUCCACUUAUAUAUAAAAAAACUUCAGACUUCAAAGUCUUCAAACCAAAGGGACGAAAAGAAAUUCUCAUCCCUUUCUUAAAAAAAUUAAAGCGAGUACCUAAAAGGUAGAAAGAGAGAUGCAAGAACGUUACAUUUUCAGCUGACAAGUCUUUCCAAAAAUAAAAAGUACAUUUAGAACAGUACAAACGAGAUGACAGAGAGAGAAUUAAUUGCCAGAGUGAAAUUAUAUACAGUGAAGCGUUAAGAAAGUGCAAGGUCCGCGUCUAUAUAGUAUUUUUAUUAAUAAGAAGCGAUCAAAGCUGUAAAUGCCGAUUAUAUAAAUGAAAGAAAAGAAAGAAAGAAAAAAGUAAAAAACUUCUAUCGCUGUCGAGGCAGAUGUUUUAUACAUAUAAGCUAUUUUUUAGUAAGGUUUAGCGCACCCUUUCCGAUGGGUAGUCAAUGCGAGAAGUCGCCAUGUAAAAUUCUGAUAGCCUCAAGAUGUUCGUUCUUCUUUUUUUUUUUUAUUAUUAAUUUUGUCUUUUGAAAAUCGUAGACCCGCAAAAGUUCAGAUAUUACGAAAGAAGAAAAAGGAAGAAAAACUCAACGUCUACGUGUUCGACGGAAAUUUUGUCACCGAUCGAAAUCAAUUUCAGGAGAAGCGUAUUCGACUUCCAUUCCAUGUUCAACGAUCGAUCAAUUGAAUAAUCAAUUGUAAUUGUCGUUAUGUGUCGUCGAGGAAUCGGGGUCAUGUAGAUAGUUUGUGUAUUACAGUAUCGUGCAUAGUAGGCUGGGAUAUAGCCAUUUCUCCCUAAGGAAGCUUACCAUGCUCGAUACUGUACGCCCUCCGAAAUUCGUGAUGUCGUAAAAACGUCUACGCGACGAUCUCUUAGAACUUUUCUGUCGAAUACUACAUUAAUAUUUUUCAAUAUUUAACUGGAAACUGACGAUUUUCUUUCAUCGACAUUGAUUUAAAUAUUUUACAAAAUUUUCUGCUUCAUUUUUAUAAGCGUUUUAUGAACUUUUUGAAUUUGCUUUUAUUCAAACUUUAUGAUAUUUUAUAUAAACGUACCAUUUAAAUUUAUUUACAUAGAAGAAAAUGUAAUUUGUAAGUAGAACAAGAAGAGGAAAAGCGAAACGAGACUUGUAGAAUUCUUAAACGAUAUGAUUAUUAGGCUAAUUAUAAUUGAAUCUAUUGAGUCACCGCAUAACAAUAUGGAACAAAAGAAAAUGUGAUUCAUAAAAGUAAUCAUCUUUCUAUGUGAGAAAAAGACGACUGAUUAUAGCGAUCGCUAGUUCUUUAAAUUUUAUUAAGAAAAAAUGAAACACUGAAAAUUUUGAUGUCACUCUUCGUAGCGUUCCAUCAAAUACAAUGAUCUAUGAUGAAUCUCUGUAAAUUUGAAGCUAGUACUCAUCGAUUCUUUCUCUCGUUUACGAACGAACGUGUAGACGAUUUUAUAAUGCAAUUUCGACUAUUUUCUAUCGAAUAAUUCAGGUAACAAGUAAUUCAGAUUCACGUAACAGAAGUUUCUUCAAGCUAUCAGCAACAAUUCGCGAAAGUAUCUUCUUUCAUUCCAUACUCGAGGGGUUUGCGAUCCCGUCAGAUUAUUAUUACCUGACGUAGGAAUAUUAUUAUCGAAACGUAGGAAAUUAUGUCUCGAUGAUAUUAUUUAAAAAAAAAAGAAUUAACAGAAUUAUGAUAUCGAUUGUUUAAUUAUACGUGGAUUCUUCUUUUGUGAUCCAAAGUAAUUAAGUCUAAGUCAACGGAAGUUGUAAAGGUAUAUAGUUGUUUUCCUUUUUGUCUGUUUGUUUUAAUUAACAACAUUGUGUCAUAAAAGGUAUAUUCUGAAUACUUUACAUCCGGGUAUAUUAAUGAUAAUUUUGAUUCGCUUCCUCAUUAAACUAAAUUAAUAUUAUUACAUUUGUAACAGGACUGUGUUGCUAAUUUAAACAAGCGAGAUGAUUUCUUUAAGAAAGGAUCUAUUUUUAAUUAAACAAAAUAUUUUAUGUA